CUCAAUUCUCAUUCGGUAUUUCGGUAAAAAAAAAAUUGGUCUAAAUGGUCUCUAAGGUCCAACUUGGUUCUUGUUUGAUUUGCUUCAUUCCGAUCCAGUAAUUAUAUUGAAUAAACGCAACACAGUAAUAACUUUUGUUACACCUGUUUAUUAGUGUGGCCGGCCACAGUGAUGGACGUAAUGAAUUCAUGUCGCUGCUGCCUGCGGUGUGCUCCGGACAUGGACCUGACGACGUCGUACACACAUCUUGGCAAAAUAGAGAUAUAUUCCCAUAUGCUCAAAGACUGUUUUGAUCUACAUUUAUCAGUUGAUGGAGAUGUCUCACGUGGGAUCUGCUUGACUUGCGUGGGCCGCCUGCGAGACGCAAGUGACUUCAAGCUGCAAGUGCAGCGCAGCCAGGCAGAGUUUGAGGCAACACUGCUUGCCAAAGUGGCACCUGUGAUUAAGAUUGAAGUGGUUGAUGAGAGUACGGGUGAUGAAUCUGCAUUUGUCAUGUUAUAUGAAGUACCCGCUGAAAGAGCAGAGAUGGCUGAAGGAGAUGAGUCAGGGGAUGUUUUACAUAAGGAUCCUCUGGUUGAGUCUGAGACGCCUAAUAAUCCGAGUGCCGACGACUCGCCACAGUCGGGGUCGGCCGUCGCGACUUCUUCCAGUGGAGAGAAACUAUACACCUGUGAAGAAUGCAACAAGGGCUUCAGAAAAAAGCGUUUUUUAAGAAAACACAUGCAAGACACGCACAUAUCUUCCGGAAUUUCAUUAGAUUCAACAAUGAACCAACAAUUAAGUGAUACUUCUAGUUCCACAAAGAUUAAAUUGAACAAGAAAGGCGAACAGAUCACAGAAUUAAAGUGUACUCAAUGUGAUUAUACAACAAUUUCCAAGAGAAAUUUUAAUAGACAUAAAAACUAUCACUUUGAUGAGGAACAAUUAAAUUGCAAACAGUGCGAUUAUGUGGCUCGUUAUAAAGGCCACCUGCGUCUACAUCAGGUGAUACAUUCUAGAUCAUCCUAUACGUGCGAAUGCGGCUUUAAAUGUAGAUGGGAAUCAGAGUUACGACGACACAAAUGGGUACACACUGGGGAAAAACCAUACAGUUGCAAAUACUGUGAUUACAAAUGCCGUCAGAUGACAAACUUGCGAACGCAUGAGAGGGUACACACGAGUGGCAAGCCCUUUAAAUGCGAUCGUAGCGAUUGCGAGUACGCGUCUCGAUAUAAACAGGCUUUGGUAAGACAUUAUAAGACGAAACAUAGGGAGGAUUUGCCUUAGCUUAGGCAAUGGGUGGCUCAACUUUUUUGUUGUUUGUUGUUAUUCUGCCUGUCUACCAAAGGACAAUAGUGACACAAUUUGUUAGUAGAAAAUGUUGUAUCAAGUGUUUUAACACGCUCAAUAAAAUACCCAUUAUGGUAUGGCUUAAUAACAACCACAAGAAUAAAUGUUUGAUCAAUUUAAAUACCAUAAAACCAGGACUUUAAAGAAUCCUCCGGAGGAAAGUAACCAAUGAAUGAAUGGAAGUACACUGGAUUUUUCUUGUAAAUGGACUUUGUUAGACUGCAAACUAAGUGGCUAUAGUUGUUUUUUUUUCUCUUCUCUACGUGUUAAAACACAAAGUUUUGGAGCUGUAGAAAGAAAACUAUAAAUAUAAAGUAUA
Cydia strobilella is the source of this 1648-nucleotide messenger RNA. RefSeq names its product zinc finger protein 595-like. NCBI's taxonomy places the organism in Eukaryota, Metazoa, Arthropoda, Insecta, Lepidoptera, Tortricidae. Gene Ontology annotation, biological process: regulation of transcription by RNA polymerase II. The record is from RefSeq and is a predicted model, not a curated record. Gene Ontology annotation, molecular function: zinc ion binding; DNA-binding transcription factor activity, RNA polymerase II-specific; RNA polymerase II transcription regulatory region sequence-specific DNA binding. Bases 172 to 1266 code for a protein of 364 amino acids. The transcript has 6 exons. Gene Ontology annotation, cellular component: nucleus.